AUGUCUGAGCAAAUCGAAAAGGCUUACCAAAAACAACCUGGAAUUUUCGUUAAUGCAAAAGCCAUCGGCAAAAAGGCCAAGACCAAGAAUCAACGCUGGUACAAAGAUGUCGGUCUCGGUUUCAAGACACCAAAAGAGGCUAUCGAGGGACAUUAUAUAGAUAAAAAAUGCCCUUGGACUGGCAUGGUAUCUAUACGUGGUCGUAUCUUGACCGGCGUAGUUAUGUCCACCAAAAUGAAAAGGACUGUGAUUGUUCGUCGUGAAUAUUUACAUUAUAUCACGAAGUACAACCGUUAUGAAAAACGUCACAAGAAUUUGGCGGCUCAUUUAUCACCGGCGUUCAUUGGGGUUCAGCCCGGCGAUACGGUGACCGUAGGACAAUGCCGGGUGACGGCCUACCAAGCCCCAUGUAUUCAACUAACCCCAAAAAAACUUUGUAUAAAUAUUAGACCUCUUUCCAAGACUGUUCGUUUUAACGUCCUUAAGGUUCAGAAGCAGAUACAAAAGGGAUCAAAGCAAUUUGCAAAGUUUUAA
Funneliformis geosporum is the source of this 534-nucleotide messenger RNA. The record is from the annotation of a GenBank genome assembly. Lineage: Eukaryota; Fungi; Glomeromycota; Glomeromycetes; Glomerales; Glomeraceae.